AUGAACUUUAGUCAAACCUACGACGAGCUGAUCAUUAAGGACGUCUGGGGAACGCCCGGCCAGAACGGGGAAGGGGUGUGGAAGAAGCGCGUCCGAGAGGACGAGUUUGAAGUCCUGCAGGACCCCGAGUUUGGCGAGGUGAAGAUGUUCUUCAGCCUAGAGGAGUUUGUUCUGAGCGCGCAGUGGGUGAUGAAGGAUUGGCGAAGGCCCUUGCGCGACACGCUGGGGAACAAGAUCUCCGCCUGCCAGUAG
This is a messenger RNA of Purpureocillium takamizusanense, 252 nucleotides long. RefSeq lists its product as uncharacterized. The transcript has 2 exons. The record is from RefSeq and is a predicted model, not a curated record. Bases 1 to 252 code for a protein of 83 amino acids. Lineage: Eukaryota; Fungi; Ascomycota; Sordariomycetes; Hypocreales; Ophiocordycipitaceae.